UUGCCACGUGACCGACGAAAAAACGUAGCGCAACGAUUUCCGCCAUUGUAAUAUCGCUGCAGUCAAACAAAGGGCACUGAAUAUUGGUAAGAAUAUAGGUAAACAAGGUCGUGUCAGUCACGUUCGUUGUGAACAUUAAUUGGUUGACGUUCCAUCGAUUUAUUUUUCAAUUGAAGAGAUUAUUUGUCUUGAUGCCAUGCAAGAAAAUUGUCCUUCGUUUUUGGACAGUUCCAACUCAGUCGGAGACGGACCUGCGGUUGAAGACAACGGGUCCAUAUUUGCUAAUAUCUUAGACUCCCUUGACCAAGACAACCAUCACCCACCUACAUUGAGUGCAUUUGAUAACUUAGAUUUUAGUGACAUGUAUGAAGUAGGAAGCGGAGACGAGCAAAUGCUCGAAUAUUUAUGCACAACGAAACCGAAACUGAAGAAGACGGCUGUUAACAAUCAACGUGAGAUGACGGCAGUUUUGAUGGCUAAUGAUUUGUAUGAUAGUGAAAACUCCAAUACAUCAUCCAGACACACUCGUCGGAUGACGAGGCAUAGUCAAAAUUGUACCUUGGGUAAUGAAGUCGUCGCCACAUCUAACAGUGAUAAAUCCAUAAAUGAUGCAAACACAAUUGUAAUAGAUGCUCGUACAUUGAUGAAUAAGUCCAGAAAUAGUCAUAAGAGUAAAAGUUACAGAGAUUGUAGCUAUUCUGACUUAUCUGACAAUGAAAACAAGAGUACAAGAACAGAUAGAUGCAUGUCAAAAAAUGCUAUUACUGCGCGAAUUAAUAGACAAAAACAGAAAGAACGAUAUGAAUCAUUACAAACUGAAUUAGCUGAAAGUAUAGAAGAAAACACCAACUUGAAGAAAGAGUUACUUGCAAAGAAUUCAACUAUAAACAACCUGUCAAGAGAAGUGCAAUACCUGCGCAGUGUUCUUGCAAAUCAGUCAUGUAUUGCGAACAUCAUAAAACAAAUGCCGUCUGUACCAGGAAUGUAUUUUCUUGUAAAUAAUGAUAUGAGUAAUAAAGUGGAUGUCAAUGACAAUGAUGUAUCUGAAAGAUUAAACAAGAAACCCAGCCAGAAGCGAAAUUUUGAUUCUGCAGGUUUUGAAGUCUUUGGUUCAUCAAAAAUUACUUCUGCCAAUGAGGACACAAAAAUUACUGCCAAGGGAGUCUAUGUAGUAGCAUCAGGGUCGAAAAAGAGCAAAACUGAUGUGCCACCAUCAACAAGUGUCGUUCCCAAUUUGCAGCAAGACAUAUGUUCCACAGGUGGAGUUUGCUUUCAUGUCUCAAAUAAUGUGGCAUCUCUCGAAUUCUGUGCAAGUUGUGCUGAAAGUGCUUCCAUUGGUCUUAAAAAAGCAGCAUCACUUCUUGAUGAGAAUGCUAAUUUGAAAACAAUGAGCGAUAAAAAUGGUGUAGUAUGACCAGCAUAAAUGGUCUGUGUCACUUGAUUAUUCUUAUUAUUGUAUACAUUGGUUUCAAUCCUAAAGCAAACAAAACAUUGGCAAAUUGCUAUGUUUUUGAAGUCAUGUUUACCUUUUGUUUUUGAGUUUAUAAAUCAAAGUACUGCCCAAACAUGUCUUUUCAUGGGCAUGUUGGUACAUUGUGUCCUAUUAGGAUGUCAUUUGUUUUGUUUUGAUUAAGGAUUGGCCAAUAUUUUUCUUUUUCAGAUUUCAUUAAAAUGUUAUUGAAACCAAAACAACAAAAUCUCUAUUAAAAAACUAAUUACUAGAGUAAGAAGUAAGUCUUUUAAAAGGUUUUAUAUUGUUGCUAAACAUCUUGUAAAUUUCACUGUAACCCUUACUCUUAAAACUUUGGUCAGUCCAGUUUUAAAUAUUACUGGUUUCAAUGACAUUUGGGGAACAAUUCUAGUUUUAAAUACAUCUUAAAAAACAAUUUUCACAAAGUUUUACCAAAUUAUAUUUGCUCUUUCAUUGUCUAAAUACAACAUGUAACCCUAUGUAUUGAGUCCGAGAAAAACAGCUAAGUUAAUCUGAUUGAAUACAUAUUAAAUCUUACACCAUAUUUCAGAAUCAGUAACCAUGACAUACAAAUAUUAUGUAUACAAAUUCAGAGAUUUUGAGUGCUGAAUGCUUUAAAGUAAAUACAGUUAUAAUUAAUAAUACUAAAAAAAAACAAAUAAUCUUUUACUGAAGUACAGCAUUGGGCAUAGGCUUAGGCAGGGGUUGGUAGAGGGUACUGAUUGCUUGAUUGAUUUGUCUCAAUGUGCAUUUCAAUUUCUCUUUCAGAGGCUGUGCUGAGAAGCGAUAAAUUGGUUUGAGAAGCAAAUAGGGUUUAGUUUUCAUAAGCAAUUAAUGUGUUGACGGCUUACCCCCCAUAUCACCUGCCUGGGGGUGAUCUCAAGAUUCCAUGUAAACAUCUUUGUAAGUAUUGAUAGAUUGGCACUCACCCGUGACACUUGCAAGACCAGUAUUCUUUAAAUCUAUGUGACAGAUGUAUUUUCAGUGCUCAUUAGCCAUAAUUAUGUUUCUUCUGUACAUUUUAAAGUUUUUCUAAAUAAAUUAUUAGGCAUUAUUCAUUUAAGUACAGUAGUUUCAGGAUAAUGAUUUUUUUUAAUAAAUAACACACAAAACACAGGAGUUUCAGAGUCAUAAUUUUUUUAAUUGUGAAAUGUAACAAUAUUGGAAAAGGAGUUUUUAGUUAAUAUAAUAAUAUCCUGCCUUUUAGAGUGUCAAACAUGCUGUAACAAGGCUUUUGUUUAUCUGACUGUUAAACAGUUUCGUUCCACUCUUUCAUCAAUGUUCUGAUCUUGUAUUUGUUUGCGCGCUACAAGUUCAUAACACUAACAUUUUGAUAAGGCACUUGAAUUUUCACCUAUUUCUGUGUCUUACGUAAAAGAAUUUGUUUACAUUUAAGGUAAAAUAAAUUGUUGGGUAUGAUGUCCCCAUGUCAGCUGUUGUGGAAAAAAGCUGUUAUUUAUUUGUAAAGAGUGCCAAUCUGGUUUGGGUUUACCUAAGUAAGGUGAAGUAUGGUAUUGAAUGUUGUUUCUGAUGUCUGGUGACCGUAUAACAUGACUGAUAAUAGUUAAUUUUGUUGUAAAUUAUGUGGGAAAAUAAACAUGAAAAUAUUAAAA
Messenger RNA from Dreissena polymorpha, 3084 nucleotides. RefSeq lists its product as uncharacterized. The coding region runs from base 197 to 1414 and encodes 405 amino acids. NCBI's taxonomy places the organism in Eukaryota, Metazoa, Mollusca, Bivalvia, Myida, Dreissenidae. The transcript is spliced from 3 exons. The record is from RefSeq and is a predicted model, not a curated record.